CCUGCACCGGACGGGUGUAUUAUAGAUGCGCAUCCAAGCAGCCGGGCGGCGGGGGCCACUGGACGGGUGCAAUGUGACGGGGGUCGGGGAGAGACUGGGACGCAGCCUUUAACCACGCGGGAGGGUUGGGUUAACCAUUAACAACCAUUAACUAUUGGGGGGCAGCUGUGCGGAGCCGGUACCGUACAUAAGGCGUGCGCACCGGCGUCCACGCCUCAGCCUGAGCGCGUUACCAGGAGGCGGUGGAUACACGGAGUUCCUCUGCUGGACUCUGGAACGAUCAUCACUCCUCUCCGGAAAGCUGACACUGAAAAGGUGACGGCCCCAUCUGAUUGAAGAGGUACUUUUCCGCAGCUUCGUAAUUCAAUCCUCAUACUGCAGGCCUUUAAAUAUCACUUCUGAAAACCUCCCAGCCACGUGCUGUAAGGUGAGACAUUCCCGGGCCGGUACACCGACCAGUCAGUCAUGACCGGUGGACUGAGAGCAUGACCAGUCUCAGCAGCAAUCUGGCCCCUUCAGACCUGAUGUCUUUUUCCUUUAAGUGAACUUUAAAGGGCUGUUAACAAGUGACUGGAGCAGCAGGAGGAGGGGGUUUCUGUGGUGAGUCCCCCCCAGCUGAUUGUUUUCACUUCUUUGUUUUGUACGAGUAUGCUUUCUUCUUUUUUUUGCCGGCCUAACCUGAGCACCUUGCAGUGAAUGGAGAACAUACUGGUUCUGCUCCCGAAGCACCGACAGGAACACGGGCUCUGCAGACCCACGGCUGCAUGUGCCUCACUGCAGGUUUUUUCCUACAGAGCUGUUUUCUCCUUCUUUAAUAGUGACCACCACUCCUUGUAAGCCUUUUUAAUGGGAUAAAUCAAUUGGACUGAUCAGGUUCAAAACCAGAUCAGGUGGCCAGUUCUGUUCUAACGUCCCCAAAACUGUCCAAACAGGCCAAGGCAAUCUGACCUUUUCUUGUUAAACCAACUGUGUUCCAAAAGGCUUCCGCAUGGUACUUUGGUCGAAAGAACAAGACAAACUCCCCGACAUCGACAUGUCCUCUGGGGCCAUUGAGAUGAAGAAGGAGGGAGGCCCUCUGACACCGGCCUUCCUCAACUCCAACUGCUCCGUCCACCCGGUGAUCCUCACCAACGGCCCCGAAGAGAUGGGACCAGAGACCGGGGGUGAGUUCGAGCUGAAAGAAGUCACAUCCUUCUCAGAGAGGGCCAGUGAGACCGGGGAGGAUGAAGACAGGUCAGAGAUCGUGGUGGCCAUGGACUGCCGGGCCAAUGCCAAAGGUCAGAGGGAGGAGGACGCUCUCCUGGAGAACGCCAGCCAGAGCAACGAGAGUGAUGACACCAGCACUGACCAGAGCCCAGAACCACCAGCGCCCCUCAAGGAGACGUCCUUCUCCAUCGGCCUGCAGGUGGUCUUCCCUUUCCUGCUGGCCGGGUUCGGGACAGUGGCAGCCGGAAUGGUGUUGGACAUUGUCCAGCACUGGACGGUGUUUACUGAGGUGACGGGUUUUAUCCUGGUUCCAGCGCUACUGGGGCUCAAGGGCAACCUGGAGAUGACGCUGGCCUCCAGACUCUCCACAGCGGCUAAUAUUGGCCAGAUGGACACGGCUAAGGACAUGUGGAAGAUGAUAAUGGGGAACUUGGCCCUCAUUCAGGUCCAGGCCACAGUGGUGGGUUUUCUGGCUUCCAUAGCUGCUGUGAUAUUUGGCUGGAUCCCAGAGGGCCACUUCAGGCUGGGCCAUGCGGUGCUGCUGUGUGCGUCCAGCGUGGCCACCGCCUUCAUCGCCUCUCUGCUGCUAGGUCUCAUCAUGAUCGGCGUCAUCGUUGCGUCCAGGAAAGUUGGCAUCAACCCGGACAACGUGGCCACACCGAUCGCUGCGAGCCUUGGAGACCUGAUCACCCUGUCCCUGCUGGCUGGCAUCUCCACAGGACUGUACAAGGAGCUGGAGUUCAACAACUACGCCAACCCACUGGUGUGUGCUGCGUUCGUGGCCAUGUGUCCCCUGUGGGUCCUUAUCGCCAGGAAGAUCCCAUCCACGAGGGAGGUCCUCUACUCUGGAUGGGAGCCCGUCAUCAUUGCCAUGGCCAUCAGCAGUGUCGGUGGACUGAUCCUCGACAAGACUGUUACCAACCCAAACUUCGCUGGUAUGGCUGUUUUCACCCCCGUCAUCAAUGGUGUGGGCGGUAACCUGGUCGCCGUUCAGGCCAGUCGGAUCUCCACCUAUUUGCACAUGAACGGUCUGCCCAUGGGGGAUCCCAACCCCACCCCCAGGAAGUGCCCCACACCCUGCUCAUCCUUCUUCGGUUCCACUGUGAACUCUCGCUCUGCUCGUGUGCUCUUCCUCCUCGUGGCCCCGGGUCACCUGGUCUUCCUCUACACCAUCAACUCUCUGAGGGGAGGCCACACCACCCUGACCCCCAUCUUCAUCACCUUCUACCUGGCUGCUGCACUACUGCAGGUGAUGAUCCUCCUCUACCUGGCCGACUGGAUGGUUCACUGGAUGUGGGGUCGAGGCAUGGACCCCGACAACUUCUCCAUCCCGUACCUGACGGCCCUGGGCGACCUGCUGGGGACCGGCUUCCUCGCCCUCUGCUUCCACAUGCGCUGGUUCAUCGGGGACAGAGACAGUAAUUUGGGCAAUUGAAUGCAUGCACCAACACGUGCGCACACACAAAAAAAAAACAAAAGAAAGAAAAAUUUGAAUCGGCUUGUACGAACAGCGACAAACAUCACCCUUAUGCCUGAACUUUAUGUGACUCUGUGAACAGUACAAGGGCUAUUCUUCUGUGGGGCUCUGACUGACGGACAUGACAGGCCAGUAGUGUUUGAUCCUCAUCGUAUCAGGACGACACUGAUGCGCCGCAGCCCGCUACUCGCCGCAGCGACCGUGGAACAAACCCCCCUCGUAUGACGGAUCCAGCCCCACAGACUUCUACUACUCCUCUACUUUACGUAAUAAGAGUCCUACUACUUUUGUUGUUGUUAUACUAUUGAAAUUAUUAUUUUUGGUAAAUAAUGCUUUUAAUAUGAAUCCAUAUCUCGGUUAAGGGCAAAGUCUUCAUUAUUUUCAAUGGGGACGUUCCCGUUUAUAAAUGAUUUAAUUUUAACACUUGAAACAAAAACGGAGAAAAAAAAACAAAACAAAAGAGAGCAAAAAUUUUAUCCAGACAGGCCUAGAAUGCUUAAUCACCAAGUGCUAUAUGAUGUAAACAGAAGCGAAUGGAUGUUUAUGUACAAAUGAAAAUUAUUCUUGACGUAGUGCAUAGGGCUAGCUGUUGUCUCUCUUUUACUUUGGUCUCGCCGCGUGUACGAAACAGGAGUUGGCGUUUACUACAGGGGACUGGACCACAAACAUAACAGCUCAAAUCCCUUCUGGCGUAGCUCCAAUCAUUGCUUAAUUCCAGUCAGAACAGAAAGUGGAGGUCGUCAUUCCUGUACCUCCUGUACUCCCUCACAAUCCUGGCUUUUGAGAAUUGUCAAUAUCAGAUUAGAACGAACACUUACAUCAGCCACUAAAAGGAUUAAUUGACCUCUUACAUUAAGACUUGCCUAAUAAUCGCCUGUUCUCAACUAUUUAUUAGCGAGGAUUGCUUGUAAUUAACACAAUAGCCUUUUGUAAUCCCUCCAAAAAA
Molecule: messenger RNA, 3629 nt
Organism: Sphaeramia orbicularis (orbiculate cardinalfish)
Lineage: Eukaryota; Metazoa; Chordata; Actinopteri; Kurtiformes; Apogonidae
Product: solute carrier family 41 member 1-like
Biological process (GO): monoatomic cation transport
Cellular component (GO): plasma membrane
Molecular function (GO): monoatomic cation transmembrane transporter activity
Source: RefSeq, a predicted model, not a curated record